Messenger RNA from Wallemia mellicola CBS 633.66, 1008 nucleotides. RefSeq lists its product as hypothetical. The transcript has 8 exons. The record is from RefSeq and is a predicted model, not a curated record. Lineage: Eukaryota; Fungi; Basidiomycota; Wallemiomycetes; Wallemiales; Wallemiaceae. The coding region runs from base 335 to 949 and encodes 204 amino acids.
AACUAAGAGUUAGCAACUAAUGCGAGCAUCUUUCAUUUUCUACAUCGUACUCUCCGCUGUCGCCUUUGAGGUCAUCUCUGCUCGCUAUGUCUGUCACCAUCUCCCAACCUCGACGCUAACCUAGAGAUACAGCACGGCGAGGAGCGUAUCGCCCACCGUCGUCAGUUUAAGGACACUAAGAGACAGAGACAAGGCGGAAAUAACAACACUGGCGCUGGCGUUGGUGGUAAUGCAAACAACAACAACAAUGAAGAUCCUCAGACUUCACUCAGUGAGCCUCUCAGGCUCCCUCUAACACUCCUCACAUACACCAGGACUCGACCCCGAUCUUGUUAUGCCGGGUCUGGCACAGGACGGACAGCAAGCCGGUGCAGAGGCUGGCCAAGUCGCUUCACUCACUUCGACCAAUAACUUUAUCAACUUCUGCUUAACUGAGCCUGAUUUACCGCUCACAAACGGCAUGCAAGUUAGGGGCGGCUCAUGUAAUCCAGUACCAAUAGGAGUUGUAGCACCCACCAACAAAAUGCCUUCAGCUAAGUUCGUUAACCCCAAGAAUGGCGAUACAAUCCCUGCCAAUCAGGACUUUACAAUCCAAAUGGCAGUACGCAAUAUCGACACAGGUAAUUUCGUCAACCCAAACACAAACUACUUUGCUGCACCACAAACUACCAACAAUAAUGGAAUUAUCGUUGGACAUAGUCACGUCGUCGUUGAGGAGCUUCCAAAUCUGGAGACAACGCAGCCAUUAGAUCCAACAAACUUCGCCUUCUUUAAAGGACUCAAUGAGGAAGCACAGAAUGGAGUUCUGACCGCUCAAGUUUCUAAAGGCUUGCCAGCAGGUGAUUAUCGCAUGUGCAGUAUCAAUUCAUCUGCAAAUCAUCAACCAGUCAUAGUUGCAGUGGCACAACAUGGUUCAUUGGACGAUUGUUCAUACUUCACAGUACAAUGAAUGGACCACCACUAUGUUUGCAAUAAACUCGCAUUAUAAUUGUAUUAUGAUGAUGUAUU